Molecule: messenger RNA, 277 nt
Organism: Porites evermanni
Lineage: Eukaryota; Metazoa; Cnidaria; Anthozoa; Scleractinia; Poritidae
Source: the annotation of a GenBank genome assembly
CAUCUAUUUUCUUACUACCCUAUGUACCUGGACAAUGUAGUUGACCUAUAAAUGCAUACUGCUUCCGUGUGCACUAAACAGAUAAAAUAUCAAAGUCUGCUCUAUUCUAUUCUCUAUUCUUUAUUAUUCUAGGGCAGGGGUGCUCUAUGAAUUAUUGAGUAGGUCUGUGCUGCACCCUAUACCAAACAAUGUUAAGCUCAUGCAUUGCAAACCAAUUCUAGAUUGGGCCCCAAAUAUCUCUAUCUUUUUACAUACAAAAUUUAAUAUUAAUAUUUAA